GCGCCGGAACUCGGGCUCGAAGGUCGAGGGUUCGAGAUCUGUUCCCUGCUGUUUCAUUACAAUACUUUUCAUUCUUGAACAUUUACGGGACUAUUUUAUUUUCAUACACUGGCCUCAAUUUGCCAGUCUGUUAUUGACAUUGAAAACGAUUUUUCACCUUUCUGAAAAGAUUUCGACAUCGAGAUUAAGUGGGGAAAAAAAGAAUAACAGUAGUUUAUGAUUCAUGCCUAGUUAAAUAAAGGUUUAUAAAUAUAUAUAUAUUAAUAUUAAUAAUAAAUUAGGCAGCUCUGCAGCUAUUUCCGUUCAGGCAGAUCAUAGGGCAGCCGCACUUGAAGGGUCCUUCUUGCUGGAGGUGACAUUCAGUUGCAGCAAAUAGCCGAUUGCGUAUUUUUCACGACUCUAAAGCAAACCACCAUGGCACAGGCAGUCCAGAAAUUGGUGGCCAAAGUACCUACUUUGAUCGGAGCCGCUGCCACCUACUCCAAGCCCCGGCUAGCGACCUUCUGGCACUACGCUAAAGUCGAGCUUGUGCCACCUUCCCCUGCCGAGAUUCCCCAGGCCAUUGCAGGAAUCAAGAACAUCCUCACCGGUGUCAACAGUGGACGCCUUGGACAGACGACAGUGAAGGAUGCAUUCAGAAAUGGAUUGGUCUGCACUGAAGUGCUGAUGUGGUUCUACAUUGGAGAGUGCAUCGGAAAAGGAGGCAUUGUUGGAUACGCCGUUUAAACCUUGUUCUGUUGCUGUUGUACGCUCUUACCUUCCACCUGUGAAGAUCAGUUAAUAAAUGUCCAUUGUUUAAAGAACUGUUGUACUCUUACCUUCCACCUGUGAAGAUCAGUUAAUAAAUGUCCAUUGUUUAAAGAACUGUUGUACUCUUACCUUCCACCUGUGGAGAUCAGUUAAUAAAUGUCCAUUGUUUAAAGAA
Messenger RNA from Oncorhynchus keta (chum salmon), 925 nucleotides. RefSeq names its product ATP synthase subunit g, mitochondrial-like. The coding region runs from base 415 to 726 and encodes 103 amino acids. Gene Ontology annotation, molecular function: proton transmembrane transporter activity. The transcript has 3 exons. Gene Ontology annotation, biological process: proton motive force-driven ATP synthesis. The record is from RefSeq and is a predicted model, not a curated record. Lineage: Eukaryota; Metazoa; Chordata; Actinopteri; Salmoniformes; Salmonidae.